AUGCUCCUCCUCACAAGGCUGGCCAAACCCGGGUGCUGCUCUCCGACGACCUCCCCGCGUGUCGCCCAUGCCGCUCUCGGGUGGAACCGGUUCUUCCACACCGGCGACGCACACAAUGUGUUCGGUGCGAUGCCUGCACCGGACCACAGGCAGUGCAGUGAGCUGCUCAGGGCGCGCACCGCGAGCGGGGAUCACUACGGGUCCGUCUGCCUCGUCCGCGGGAUGCUCGGGCGGGACCUCCGGCCCGACAGGCUCGCGCUCGCCGCGGCGAUCAAGUCGGCGUCGGCGCUCCCCGACAGCGGUGCCCUGGGGAGUUGCCUCCACGGGUUUGUUGUCAGGCUCGGGAACGCCGCGGGCGUGGCUGUGGCGAAGGCGAUCAUGGACAUGUACGGGAGGCGUGGGGCUCUGACGGACGCCCGCCUGGUGUUUGAUGAAAUGGGCUGCCCUGACGCGUGUGACAGAUUUGAUGAUGCUCUUCAUUCUUUUGCUGAUAUUUUGGACAAGGAUUCAGUAUCAUGGAAUGCAAUUCUAUCGGGCUGUGCUAACAGAAAAGAACAUAUUGAGGAGUUCGCCAAACUCUUCUGUGAAAUGUGCCGCAAGUUGCAGUGUCCCGAUACUGUUGGCAUUACAAAUAUUCUCCUCGCUUGCAUCCAUUUGAGUUCGGUACAACUUGUGAAACAAUGCCAUAGCUACAUGCUCAGAGCAUCCCUAGAAGACAUCCAUCUUGAAGGAGCUCUUCUUGAUGCAUAUUCAAAGUGCGGGAAUAUAACCAAUGCAUACAAUCUAUUUCGAGUCAGCCCUAACAAAGACCUUGUCACAUUCACUGCCAUGAUAGGAGGCUAUGCAAUGCAUGGAAUGGCAGAAGAGGCAGUGGAGCUGUUUUAUGAAAUGCUUACACUUGACAUUAAGCCAGACCAUGUAGCUCUAACUGCUCUGCUGUCAGCCUGCAGUCAUGCUGGGCUUGUUGAUGCAGGAAUCAAGGUUUUCAAGUUCGCCAGAGAUAUUUACAGAGUUGAACCGACAGCAGAGCACUACACAUGCAUGGUUGACCUUCUUGCCCGCGGUGGGCGUCUCCAAGACGCAUACAGUUUUGUGUUGGAUAUGCCCCCUCACAUGGCCAAUGCAAAUGUAUGGGGCUCUCUGCUAGGAGCAUGCAAGGUCCAUGGAGAGAUCAGAAUCGGCCAGCUCGCAGCUGAUCACUUGUUCUCCAUGGAGGCCGGGGACAUAGGGAACUAUAUCAUUGUGUCAAACAUCUAUGCAGCUGAUGAGAAAUGGGACGGUGUGGAGCAUGUCAGGAAAUUGAUGAAGUCCAAGGAUAUGAAGAAACCUGCAGGAUGCAGCCAGGCACUUGUUUAUAGCCAGUGA
Messenger RNA from Aegilops tauschii subsp. strangulata, 1365 nucleotides. Lineage: Eukaryota; Viridiplantae; Streptophyta; Magnoliopsida; Poales; Poaceae. The record is from RefSeq and is a predicted model, not a curated record.